This is a messenger RNA of Aplysia californica (California sea hare), 1113 nucleotides long. RefSeq lists its product as uncharacterized. Gene Ontology annotation, molecular function: G protein-coupled receptor activity. Gene Ontology annotation, cellular component: plasma membrane. Gene Ontology annotation, biological process: G protein-coupled receptor signaling pathway. The record is from RefSeq and is a predicted model, not a curated record. Lineage: Eukaryota; Metazoa; Mollusca; Gastropoda; Aplysiida; Aplysiidae. The transcript has a single exon. The coding region runs from base 1 to 1113 and encodes 370 amino acids.
AUGUUUGUCGUCACGUCGACUGUCAACUUUACCCACGACCAGUCAUCCAAAGAGUCCUUUGUUCCCGUGACGUCAUCACCUGUGAGAUAUUUCGUCAUCAUUGACUUACUUCUCAUCAUCAAAAUAAUCCGCGCCGUCUCUUUCUCCAUCACCACUUUCGGUAUCCUCAGCAACAUCUGGAACAUCAUCGUCUUUGUGGGACUCGGCGUGCUAGAAACGGCCACGUCCCUCACACUGUUCGCUCUAUCCAUCUCCGAUCUUCUCUUCCUGCUUAUUCUGUUCGCGUACUGGACACUCCAGUUUCUCGCCAACCUCGGCGUUUCCCAGACUGCCGGGGGAAUCCCGAUGACAUAUUUAGCGUACCAGUUCUUGUACUAUUUCCGAAUGGUGUACACGUUAUCGGAACUGUUCACUGUUUAUCUCGCCGUGCAGAAAUGUUGCUGUGUGGCUUUACCUUUUCACUUCAAACUGAUCUUCACUCCCGCCAAAGCCCUGGCAACCUUGCUCAUUAUAGUGAUCGUUGUCUUUGCCUGUUAUGCUCCUCUUUUCUUUACUAUGGGGAUACAGCAGAUUGAGGAUUUGACCCAGAACACCACACGAUAUACUCUUUGGUUUUCAGAAGACAGAGAAGUGAUCACAAAAAUCUUUCAUAACAUUAUGGACCUUCUGGUCCCCACAGCGGGGCAAGCCAUAGUCGCAGUUUGUUUAGUUGUCUUAACUCGAAAACUUCGAGAAACCACCAAGUUCCGGCAAGCUUCCGAGAAACCCGAGUCAAAGGAUGACGGAUCAAAGGUAGAUGGGUCAAAGGUGAAAGGAUCAAAGGUCAAGGACUCGAGCAAACUGUCGGGGAAGGAGUUACGUGCAGUGCAGUCUGUGGUCGUUCUUGUGGUCAUGUUCAUCGUCUGCAACAUGCCCACAGUACUCACGCAGUACGCCACUUAUAUCGAGCCGGAGUUUUACGACUUCCGGAGAUACAGCGCCAUCUACGCUCUCGUAGGUCAGGCCAGAAUGUUCCUUAUGGUGUGCUGCUCUUCUUUCAACAUCUUCGUUUACUUCACGUUCAACACCAGCUACAGACAGCAGGCCAUACGGCGUCGCCCUUCACCCACGUGA